CUUCUUUACUUGCAGAAUUGUUUUAUUGUUUAAUAUGACUUUUAACUUUUAUUGUAAUACGUUUUUUUCAAUUUUACAUUUCAUCAUAUUUCACAUUCCUACUUGACAUAAUUUAACUUUAUAUAAUGUGGUUAGUGUAUAACCUGCAAAGUGUCAAAGAUUUGUAGAGAAAUAGUAAAUAAAUAAGCUUGCCUCUAUAAUGUAUGACAUAUGUCAUCCCUCUUUUUACGAAAUGGGCCAGCUUGGCUGCAAUGACCAUAACAAAAUCAUUACUGCAUUUCAUGUUUACAUAGAACUAUGCGAAGUAAAGCGCCUGUGGGAUGUUAAGUACCAAUAUAAUAAGGAUAUUGACUUGAUAUAUCUGGAAGCUAAAACAAGCAGGUCCAGUCCACAUCAAAUCUACAUACCAUGGUCAACGGCAAACCCUAUAUCUCUGAAGUUUAUUGAACAAAUGCAACAGAAACUUGAUACCAACAGACUCACGUUAGUAUUCAAGGAUGGUGAUAGUAGUAGCAUUUAUUAUAAAGUAAGCGAAGGUCUUGUAAAACCUCUAACACCCGAAGACAGCAAACAACAAAAAUGUGUAGAAGAGAAACGAUUGAAGCUGGAAAGAGAAAUCCAAAAAAAUACUUCAAAUUUAUACGAAUUGGCAAAAACCAUUGACAACGAGAACACACAAGGAAGUAAUCACGAAGUAGAAAUCCUUGAAACUUCUCAACCCUCAUAGGUCAUUUUAUCUUUAUUUAACAGUUUUUGGUAUUUUAAAUAUAUUACAACAUAUUUCUGUUAAAAAGAAAAA
This is a messenger RNA of Cephus cinctus (wheat stem sawfly), 799 nucleotides long. RefSeq lists its product as uncharacterized. The transcript has 4 exons. The record is from RefSeq and is a predicted model, not a curated record. Lineage: Eukaryota; Metazoa; Arthropoda; Insecta; Hymenoptera; Cephidae. Gene Ontology annotation, biological process: tRNA splicing, via endonucleolytic cleavage and ligation. The coding region runs from base 200 to 727 and encodes 175 amino acids. Gene Ontology annotation, molecular function: nucleic acid binding.